Colletotrichum graminicola M1.001 is the source of this 2469-nucleotide messenger RNA. RefSeq lists its product as uncharacterized. The transcript has 4 exons. Gene Ontology annotation, molecular function: actin lateral binding; calcium ion binding. Gene Ontology annotation, biological process: actin cytoskeleton organization; actin filament bundle assembly. Bases 1 to 2469 code for a protein of 822 amino acids. Lineage: Eukaryota; Fungi; Ascomycota; Sordariomycetes; Glomerellales; Glomerellaceae. Gene Ontology annotation, cellular component: cell projection; plasma membrane; actomyosin contractile ring. The record is from RefSeq and is a predicted model, not a curated record.
AUGACGUCCACAGCGCAAGGCCCUCAGAGGGCGCGUCCGCUGUCACUGUCAGGCUCAAGUCUGCCCGGCAACGCAGGGUGCAACGAGGAAUUCCCCGAGUUUUGUUUACAUGACCAUUCGUCCACCGGCACCCACCAUCUCCACCAACACUCGUCCACCGCUGGCAGCCACACCUCUACAUCUUCAUCCGCGUCCACGACCCCUACCACCCCGACCACCGCCGGAUUCUCUGCCCCUUGUGCAAACAAAACAUCCCCCGCAUAUCGCGACCGCACAAACAGCGGAACCAACACUACCGCCAGAACCAGACGAGAUAAGAAGGAGUUGCAGGCCCAGCGACUGCAGAGGUCGGGAAGCACCAGCCUUGCGCUAGCACGAAAGGAGAGCACAGCAAAGAAGAAUCGAUUUCGUUCUGCCACAGGAUCUUCGCCCGCCGACGCUCUCGCCGCCGUCGAGCCGCCGCAUGACCAGGGCUUGACGAGGAUGGCGUUUGCUGAGCAGCAGAAAUGGAUCACGGUCCAGCAGAAGACGUUCACCAAAUGGAUGAACACCAAACUGGAAAGCCGCAAUCUCGAGGUGAAGGAUCUCGUGGCUGAUCUGAGCGAUGGUGUUCUCCUCAUCCACCUCCUGGAAUGUCUUUCCAACGACACCCUCGGACGCUACGCCUCGAAACCCAAGCUGCGCGUGCAACGGUUUGAAAAUGCCAACACCGCGCUCGACUUUAUCAAGGCCCGCGGCAUCCAGAUGACCAACAUCGGCGCCGAGGAUGUCGUCGACGGCAACAGGAAGAUCAUCCUCGGCCUCAUCUGGACACUCAUUCUCCGUUUCACCAUCAGCGACAUCAACGAGGAGGGUAUGACGGCAAAGGAAGGACUGCUGUUGUGGUGCCAGAGAAAGACGGCCUGCUAUGACGAGGUCGAGGUCCGCGACUUUAGCGGUAGCUGGAACGACGGGCUCGCCUUCUGCGCCCUGCUGGAUAUCCACAGACCAGAUCUCAUCGACUACGAUGCCCUGGACAAGUCUGACCACCGCGGCAACAUGCAGAUGGCCUUUGACAUUGCGCACAAGGAGAUUGGCAUCCCCAAGCUGUUGGAUGUCGAGGACGUGUGCGAUGUUGCCAAGCCGGAUGAGAGGUCACUCAUGACCUACAUCGCCUACUGGUUCCAUGCCUUCUCCCAGAUGGAGAAGGUCGAGAACGCGGGGCGCCGUGUGGAGAAGUUCGUGAAUAACAUGGCCGGCGCCUGGGAGAUGCAGAGCGCGUACGAAAGGCGCAUGAGGGAGCUGCUGAAGCAGAUCAGGGAGCAGGUCGAAAAGUGGCAGCAAGCAACGUUUCUGGGCACCUACGCCGACGCCAAAGCACAGGCCAACGAGUUUGCUGCUUUCAAGCGUGGGAGGAAGAGGGAGUGGGUCGCCGAAAAGAGCGAGCUUGCGACCCUGCUGGGUAACAUCAAGACCAAGUUAGGUACAUACCGUCUGCGGCCGUACGACCCUCCACCAGAGCUGUCCCUCGAGACGAUGGAAAGGGAGUGGUCUUCCCUGUCAAAGACGGAGAUGACGCGAGCGCAGCUGAUCAACGAGACCAUCAGAGAUAUCAAGAACGCGCUACGCAAGUCCUUCGCCGACAAGGCCAACGACUUCGCUAUGGCGUUGAACACCAUGCAGCUGGCAAUCUCGGGUCUGGACGGCGAUGUCGAGGACCAACUCCACCACGUACGCAAGCUCAGCGACAACCUUCCGCCGCUAGACAAGUACCUCGACACCAUCGCUGCCGUGGACGCAAAGUGUCACGAGGCCAACAUUGAGGAAAACGACUUUACAACGUAUACGUACGACGAACUCGUCUACGAGCAUGGCCUGGUCAAGUCGUCGGUGCAGAAGAAGCUCGCCUUCCUCGACAACCAGAUGGUUGCGCGCAACAUGACCAACCUCACGCCCAUCCAGCUCGAGGAGUUCGAGUCCGUCUUCCGUCACUUUGACCGCGACGACACCAACUCUCUCCAGGAGCUCGAAUUCAGCGCCGCCCUUGCCUCGCUGGGCCUCGUCUUCUCCGAGGACGAGAUGCACGACUACUUUAUGGACACAUCCAACGGUCGCGACUACGUCACUUUUGAGCAGUUCAUUCGCUUCAUGGUCGACGUGACCGAGGACCAGAACACUGCCGAGCAGGUCUUCCAGUCUUUCCGUGAGGUCGCCGACGGCAAGCCCUACGUCACCGAGAUGGACCUCCGCCACUCCCUGGUCCCAGACGAGGUCAUUGAUAAGCUCAUCGAGAUCAUCCCCCCACACAACGGCCCGGACACAGCUGAGGACCGCGGCAUGCCGCAGUACGACUACAUAGCCUUCAUGGAAAAGCUCAUCAGCGCCGAGAAGGAGGCCGACACCACAGUACCAAAUGGUGUGUUGCAGGAGCGCACCAACCGCGCCAGCAUGCUGCCGCCCAAGGACCCCAAGACAAAUGGUAACCACUGA